Lolium rigidum is the source of this 1775-nucleotide messenger RNA. RefSeq lists its product as uncharacterized. The record is from RefSeq and is a predicted model, not a curated record. Gene Ontology annotation, molecular function: protein binding. NCBI's taxonomy places the organism in Eukaryota, Viridiplantae, Streptophyta, Magnoliopsida, Poales, Poaceae. Bases 1 to 1437 code for a protein of 478 amino acids. The transcript is spliced from 8 exons.
AUGGACGGCCCCAAGCGCGCGCAGCUGCGGGUGCGGCUCCGGGUGACGGCGCGCCGGCGGGGCGCCGACGCGGCGGACCGCGCCGGCCCGAGCGCCGGCCAGAAGCGCCGCCUGGACGCCCCGCUCGUCAACUCCGCCGCCAAGCUGCAGCGCCGCGAGAUCGGCGGCCGACAGCUCGCCGCGCGCGGCGGGGGCGCCGCCGCCGCCGUGCCCGAGCGGUUCCGGAACAUGCAGCUCCAGGAAGAGUUUGAUACAUAUGAUCACGAUGCUCACCUAUUUGUGAAGCUACAGAUUCUUAAAAAACGAUCCAAAAUUAUUGAGAUUGUGGCGGCAAAAGAUAUCAUAUUCGCUCUUGCUCAUUCUGGGCUUUGUGCUGCCUUUAGUCGAGUAACAAACAAGCGGUUAUCCUUCUUGAAUUUAUGCCCAGAUGAAGUGAUUCGGAGUUUGUUCUACAACAAGAACAAUGAUUCUCUUAUUACUGUCUCAGUUUAUGCAUCCGACCAUUUUAGCACAUUGAAGUGCAGAACAACCCCAAUCGAAUAUAUACGGAGGAAUCAGUUAGAUGCCGGGUUUCCUCUUUUUGAGACGGAAUCUCUAAAGUGGCCUGGCUUUGUGGAGUUUGAUGAUGUAAAUGGGAAAGUACUCACUUACUCGGCACAGGAUGGUAUCUAUAAGGUUUUUGACUUGAAGAACUACUCCUUUCUAUAUUCAAUACCUGAUACCAAUGUGCAGGAGAUAAAGAUUAGCCCAGGAAUCAUGCUUUUGAUAUAUGAUAGAACUCCAAGUUAUGUUCCUUUGAAGAUAUUAUCAAUUGAAGAUGGAAAGCCACUGAAAUCGUUUAGGCAUUUAUUGCAUCGCGGCAAGAAAAUUGAUUUUAUUGAGCAAUUCAAUGAAAAACUCCUUGUCAAGCAAGAAGACGAGAACCUUCAAAUACUUGAUGUACGAAGUUCUGAGCUAAUUGAAGUCAGUAUUAACAAGUUUAUGACCCCAUCAGCAUUCAUUUUUCUGUACGAGAACAAUCUCUUCUUGACAUUCCGAAACAGAACAGUUGCCGUAUGGAAUUUUCGAGGAGAGCUUGUGACGUCGUUCGAAGACCAUUUGCUUUGGCAUCAAGAUUGUAGCACCAAUAAUAUUUACAUUACAAGUGACCAGGAUCUGAUCAUCUCAUAUUGUAAAUCUGAGGCAGCGGGUGACCAAAGUACAGCUUCUCCAAUUGGAUCAAUCAACAUGAGCGACAUUAUGACUGGAAAGUGCAUUGCCAAGAUUGCAGCUAACGACCCUGCCCUGCGUAUUGCUCCUCGCAAGAAUGGUAGCCCUUCAAUCUGGAGUACUAUCCCAGAAGCCCUGGAGGAUGUCACAGCACUGUUCUACGACGAGGACAGGAACGAGAUCUACACUGGCAACAGUCACGGGCUGGUGCAUGUGUGGUCUAGUUAGGUAGUAACACAGUAUAUAUGUCACUUUUUGAUCUGAUAAGAAGGUUGGAUGCGCCACCGCAUUCUGUAUCAUCUCCAGGUUGGUGUACCUAGUUCUGUAUUUUCGCGAUAGUGUAAUUUGUUGUUGCUGUAUGAGAAAAUGUAAUUCCCCUGUAAAUAUUCUUUGUCAUGUAAUGUUAUUUACAAUAGUUAGAAGAGGGCUUCUCAGCCCACAGAUUUCUGCAGGAACCUUCUGAUAGUAGCCAUCUUUUCUGUUAUUUUGAUAUGUAUCAAUGAAACGGUGUGUUUCUUUGAGAGAACUGGAUAUGAAAAUACUGCAUGUGCAGAGUGAAUUUUCUA